AUGACCGCAAGUGCCCGACUUUCUACUGUGCGGCCGGCUUUCGAGCUGGAAAUAGAAGUCGGAAGAAGAUUUCCUGUGCAACGCAGUGGCUCUUUUAAUGGGAAGUUUGGGCACCAUUGGCGUUGCGGCAAGAACAGUGUUGAUAGUCCGUCUAGACGGCAUAGGCAUUGCUCGUUGUCGGCCUUGCCAACAGUCUCUUGGCAUCAACAGCAGGGGAUACAUCUGGGCUUCGAUUGCACGGGACAUCGCGAAUCCACGAUCGUGUUUCGGCCCAUCAGGCUCUUUUGUAGCCUCCAUCGUAUACGUCGCCGCGGCAGCUACAAGGUUGUGCAUAUCUCAUGCGCCAGACACCCCGAGAAGCUGCAUAGCCAGCCCGAAGACGUUGGAGGCGCAACGCUUCUGCAUCGGCUCGAUCGUUGGGUCUGCACUCGAACGCAGGCCAUAGACGGCGUUGGCAUCGACACGCCAAGGGCGCAUUCGUGCCUCCGCGGGCCCGCGGGAAUCAGCACUCCGUGUCGAUGUCGACUUCUCUCAAUUGACUCAGACCGAGAGCUGCUGGCGAGGGGGCCAACACGUCCGUUCCAUGCCUCGAGGUGCAUGGUGGACAAUUGGGUUCUUUAG
Purpureocillium lilacinum is the source of this 621-nucleotide messenger RNA. NCBI's taxonomy places the organism in Eukaryota, Fungi, Ascomycota, Sordariomycetes, Hypocreales, Ophiocordycipitaceae. The record is from RefSeq and is a predicted model, not a curated record.